This is a messenger RNA of Debaryomyces tyrocola, 706 nucleotides long. The record is from the annotation of a GenBank genome assembly. NCBI's taxonomy places the organism in Eukaryota, Fungi, Ascomycota, Pichiomycetes, Serinales, Debaryomycetaceae.
AUGGAGGACACCGAUAGAACCAUCUCCCGUUUAUGGAGAUCAUUUAAAACCGUCAAGGAAAUGGUCAGGGACAGAGUAUGUACACAAGAUUAAUUUGUUUGUAUUGAUUGUAAAGAAGUAUACUAAUAUAAACUAGGGAUACUACAUCACACAAGAAGAAAUCGAUAUGUCAUUAGCUGAAUUCAGAUCUAGAAUUUGUGAUAGUAUGAACGUUCCACAAAGAAAGUUGAUGUGUUUCCAAGCAAACCCAACUGCUGAAUCAUUGGAAAAAUUUCCAGAUUUAGGAUCAUUAUGGGUUGAAUUCUGUGACGAAGCUUCCGUUGGUAUUAAGACCAUGAGAAAUUUCUGUAUCCACAUCAGUGAAAAGAACUUCAGCACAGGGAUCUUCAUUUACCAAUCAUCCAUCACCCCUAGUGCCAACAAGUUGAUUCCUACCGUUUCACCAGCAUCGAUUGAGACUUUCCAAGAGGGUGAUUUAGUGGUUAACAUCACACAUCACGAUUUGGUUCCAAAGCAUAUCAAGUUAGCCAGAGAUGAAAAGAAAGAAUUGUUAGAAAGAUAUAGAUUGAAGGAAUCACAAUUGCCUAGAAUUCAAAGAGAAGACCCAGUCGCUCGAUACUUGGGAUUGAAAAGGGGUGAAGUAGUCAAAAUUAUUAGGAGAUCUGAAACCUCGGGUCGUUAUGCUUCCUAUAGAAUUUGUUUGUAA